UGCUCACAACACUGUGUGUGUGUGUGUGUGUGUGUGAGCUGCAGUGAGUGAAUCUGAGACCGUCCAGGGUGCACACUUGCUUGGAAAUUACCAUAAGGAAAUAACUCUUGUUUUGCCUGAAAGGACCACUUGGAUCCAGCACUGGGAAAGUGAUGGCGUACACAUCAAAACUUCCCGCGUCCUGGAAUGACAGACCCCCUCCGAGGAACGUGGACAUUGACCUUAGUUCCCCUGGUUUAGCCGUGUUUGAGCUGGAACGCCUUCUGUUUACUGGCAAGGCCAUCAUCAGCCAUGCAGAUGAGGUGUGGCCAGGGGUCUACAUUGGUGAUCAACACAGCGCAGAGAACCGCAAUGAUCUAUGCAAGUAUGGCAUCACUCAUAUCCUGAACGCGGCUCACAGCAAACGACAAAGCUGCCCUGAGAUCUACCAGGGAAUGAAGAUCGUCUAUAAGGGCGUGGAGGCACAGGACUCGUGCGGCUUUGACAUGAGCGUGAACUUCCGGGCAGCUGCCGACUUUAUCAGCAUGGCUCUGAGCAGGGGAGGCAAAGUCCUGGUGCACUGCCAGGUCGGAGUGAGCCGCUCUGCCACCUUGGUUCUGGCGUACUUGAUGCUGAAGCAGAGGCUCACCCUUGUGGAGGCUAUUUGUGCUGUGAAAGAGAACAGGGGGGUCACACCCAACCGAGGUUUUCUCCGACAACUUAUUCAUCUGGAUUGGCAACUUUUUGGCAAACAUUACUGAAGCCAGAAAAAUACUAAAUCUUUCUCAGGAAUAUUCCAUCUAAGUUUUUAAUACAGUACCUUCUCAAGAAACAAUACUAUGGAAUUAAAUCUGUGUACAGCUUGUAUAGCAGCAUAGAUUCACUACGCACUGAAAAGAACUCAACACACAAUCUUUAUCGUCUACAAUGCUGCAUGUCGGCUGUUGUCGUGAUCCCAGGAUGCAGAGAAGGCAGGUGUCGUGCAGUGAAGUGAAGUGAAUUAUAUUUAUAUAGCGCUUUUUCUCUAGUGACUCAAAGCGCUUUACAUAGUGAAACCCAAUAUCUAAGUUACAUUUAAACCAGUGUGGGUGUCACUGGGAGCAGGUGGGUAAAGUGUCUUGCCCAAGGACAGCGGGGAUCGAACCUGGAACCCUCAAGUUGCUGGCACGGCCACUCUACCAACCGAGCUAUACCGCCUCGUGCAGGCAUAGGGUCGUUUAAUUAGGGAACCAGGCAGAAGAAAUGUAACACGGGUCUUAGCAGGAAACUAGAAGGCAGCAAAACACUGGAGCAUACAUUAGAUCAGUUUUCCCAUUGUUGCCUAGAGCAGUGGUCCCCAACCACCGGGCCGUGGCCCGGUACCUGUCCGCGGACCGAUUGGUACCGGGCCGCACAAGAAAUUAAAAAAAUAAAUAAAAAUAUUAAAUCAACCUAAAAAGCACAAUAUAUACAUUAUAUACUAAUAUUGAUCAAUACAGUCUGCAGGGAUACAGUCCGUAAGCACACAUGAUUGUAUUUCUUUAUGAAAAAAUUAAAUUAAAUUAAAAAAAUAAAUAAAUAAAUAAAUAAAAACACCCCCCCGCAGCUACAAAAAGGUUAGGGACCACUGGCCUAGAGGGCUGCCAAAAAAUAUCCGUUUCUCCGCCGCAGUCUGUAUGGGCCGUACUCCGCUGUAUUACACUUUAUGCGCCACUUGCGGCAGUAAUGACCAUAUCAAAAAAAUCAGCAAAAUUCUGGAGCUAAAGAAGGUAUUUUAAGGCGAAGGAGCGAUGUACAGUGACUACUCUGUUAUCGUCAUGUCUCUUUUUUCUAGUAUUGUCUCUCGGGAACACGUGAUAACAUUGCUGAAAUGAUCAUACUCACUUUGUGAGAUACUGUACAUACAGUCGGGGUCAAAAGUUUACAUACACUCGUAAAGAACAUAAUGUCAUGGCUGUCUUGAGUUUCCAAUAAUUUCUACAACUCUUGUUUUUUGUGAUAGAGUGAUUGGAGCACAUACUUGUUGGUCACAAAAAACAUUCAUGAACUUUGGUUCUUUUAUGAAUUUAUUAUGGGUCUACUGAAAAUGUGACCAAAUCUGCUGGGUCAAAAGUAUACAUACAGCAAUGUUAAUAUUUGGUUACAUGUCCCUUGGCAAGUUUCACUGCAAUAAGGCGCUUUUGGUAGCCAUCCACAAGCUUCUGGCAAGCUUCUGGUUGACCACUCCUCUUGACAAAAUUGGUGCAGUUCAACUAAAUUUGUUGGUUUUCUUGUUUCUUCAGCUUUGUCCACACGUUUAAGUCAGGACUUUGGGAAGGCCAUUCUAAAACCUUAAUUCUAGCCUGAUUUAGCCAUUCCUUUACCACUUUUUAUGUUUCUCUGGGGUCAUUGUCCUGUUGGAACACCCAACUGCGCCCAAGACCCAACCUCCGGGCUGAUGAUUUUAGGUUGUCCUGAAGAAUUUGGAGGUAAUUCUCCUUUUCCAUUGUCCAAUUUACUCUCUGUAAAACACCAGUUCCAUUGGCAGCAAAACAGGCCCAGAGCAUAAUACUACCACCACCAUACUGGACGAUAAGCAUGGUGUUCCUGGGAUUAAAGGCCUCACUUUUUCUCCUCCGAACAUAUUGCUGGGUAUUGUGGCCAAACAGCUGACAUCACAUGGACAAAGAUAAGACCUUCUGGAGGAAAGUUCUGUGGUAGUGUAUGUGAACUUUUGACCAUGACUGUACAUAUGUGUUCACUUUUAACAAAGCAACGUGAAGAGGCAGAGCUUCACAAAAAUGUUAUUACAGUAAGCAUAUGAAAAAUGAUUUUUUGAAAUGUGUGUGAAGUGAAUUAAUUAACUCAUAUUAUGUUUUGCAUACGGUGAAUGUUUAUAUUCAUAUGGGAGAAAGCAAACCACCAGUUUAAUUAGUUAGUAUUUCAGUUUGGGCACAAAAUAACAUAGGGCCCUUUAGUACUGACAUUUGUGUGUGGAUUGGAUUAGGCCAGGGGUCGGCAACCCGCGGCUCUAGAGCCGCAUGCGGCUCUUUGGCGCCGCCCUAGUGGCUCUCUGGAGAUUUUUCAAAAAUGUAUGAAGAAUGGAAAAAGAU
Entelurus aequoreus (snake pipefish) is the source of this 3050-nucleotide messenger RNA. RefSeq names its product dual specificity protein phosphatase 26-like. Bases 153 to 740 code for a protein of 195 amino acids. Gene Ontology annotation, molecular function: MAP kinase phosphatase activity; protein tyrosine/serine/threonine phosphatase activity. NCBI's taxonomy places the organism in Eukaryota, Metazoa, Chordata, Actinopteri, Syngnathiformes, Syngnathidae. Gene Ontology annotation, cellular component: cytoplasm. The record is from RefSeq and is a predicted model, not a curated record. Gene Ontology annotation, biological process: negative regulation of MAPK cascade; protein dephosphorylation. The transcript has 3 exons.